This is a messenger RNA of Vitis riparia (riverbank grape), 1327 nucleotides long. RefSeq names its product ribose-phosphate pyrophosphokinase 4. Gene Ontology annotation, cellular component: cytoplasm; ribose phosphate diphosphokinase complex. NCBI's taxonomy places the organism in Eukaryota, Viridiplantae, Streptophyta, Magnoliopsida, Vitales, Vitaceae. The coding region runs from base 119 to 1099 and encodes 326 amino acids. Gene Ontology annotation, molecular function: ribose phosphate diphosphokinase activity; magnesium ion binding. The record is from RefSeq and is a predicted model, not a curated record. Gene Ontology annotation, biological process: purine nucleotide biosynthetic process; 5-phosphoribose 1-diphosphate biosynthetic process. The transcript is spliced from 8 exons.
CUGCUUUUCUGUCGAGGACGAAAGUAUUCGGUCUCUGCUUUUACCCAGAAGCCGUCGAUCAUUCCUUCUCCAAGCGCUGCGUUUACGUCGUUCCCCGAGUUCAAGGUUAGUUUGAGGAAUGGAAGAAGGGGUUCUGAGAGUGAUGGAGAAGCCAAACGAGAAGCAAAUACUUUUAUUCUAUUGCAUGGAGUCAGAGGACCUUGCUCGCAAAGUGGCUGAACAAUCCCCCCUUAUUCAGCUUCAAUCCAUUAACUGGAGGAGUUUUGAUGAUGGAUUCCCCAAUCUAUUCAUAAACAAUGCACAAUAUAUCCGGGGCCAACAUGUUGCCUUUUUGGCAUCCUUCAGCUCUCCAGCAGUCAUCUUUGAACAGCUUUCUGUCAUAUUUGCCCUUCCAAGACUGUUUGUUGCUUCGUUCACAUUGGUUUUACCCUUCUUCCCAACUGGCUCCUUUGAGCGAAUGGAAGAGGAAGGGGAUGUAGCUACUGCAUUCACCAUGGCAAGGAUAUUGUCAAAUAUUCCGAUAUCAAGGGGAGGUCCAACCAGUCUAGUCAUCUAUGAUAUACAUGCUUUGCAGGAAAGAUUUUAUUUUAGUGACCAUGUUUUGCCUCUAUUUGAAACUGGGAUUCCUCUGUUGAAGCAACGUCUUCACCAGCUUCCUGAUACUGACAAUGUAGUUGUUGCAUUUCCAGAUGAUGGAGCUUGGAAGCGAUUCCACAAGCUGUUGGAUCAUUUCCCGAUGGUGGUGUGCGCUAAGGUCCGUGAAGGCAAUAAGAGGAUAGUUCGACUUAAGGAGGGCAAUCCUGCUGGCUGUCAUGUAGUUAUUGUUGAUGAUUUGGUGCAAUCAGGAGGCACCCUUAUCGAGUGUCAGAAAGUUUUGGCAGCUCAUGGUGCUUCCAAGGUGAGUGCUUAUGUCACUCAUUCUGUGUUUCCUAAGCGAUCCUGGGAGCGAUUCAUUCACAAAAACGAUGGUUCGGAGAAGGCAUUUACCUACUUUUGGACCACGGAUUCUUGCCCUCUCACUGUGAAAGCAAUAGGAAAUAGAGCUCCUUUUGAGAUUUUGAGUCUUGCAGGAUCCAUUGCAGAAGCUCUUCAAAUCUGAAAUGCAAUUUGAUGGGGUUUCUAUUCUGGAAGUCCCAUAGUAAAUUGCAUGGGGUUCAGAUGCUAACAGGAAACCUGUAACUUAAAGAAGCCCUUUUCAUGGAUCUUAUCCUUCAAUAAACUUGGACUGCUUAACCCUGCUCCCGAGAGAGACUUAAAUACUUGACUUACUAAUAAGUUAACCAAAAUUUUCAGCAACUUAAUUUAAAAUGUUUGCCUGCUGUGUCAA